AACCGGAAGGAAGUGUCAUCCCGUUUAGCCGGGGAGGCUUCCCCCCCCCCACUUUCCCGGAAAGGAGGGGAGGGGGAGCGGCUGGGUGUCCGCAGUUCGGCACGCCCGAUGGCCUCGCCGAGCCCGGGAGCAGCGCCGGGUCUUUCUGCCGCCGAGCCCGAGGAGGAGCCGACUCCGCCGCGGGGCUCCGGGGAGGCGGAGGGCUUCCCCCGCUGGGGCUGCCGAGCGUCGGCGGGGCACCAACCGGUCUUCUGCAGCCGCUUGCAGCAGCCGCUGCUUUGCCCCGGCUGGCUGAAGCCCGAGCGGAGCGGCCAAGCCGGGCUGGCGGACCGGGGGAUCCUGGAGCGGCUCCUGGCCGCGCUGCCCCCGGAGAUGGCGGGCUGGCUGCGGGGGUGCCGGGCGGAGAGCGGCGCCCAGGCGGGGACCCCGGCCGAGGGAUUCCUGCUCGGCCGGGCCCGGGAAGAGCGGAGGCGGCGGCAGAUUCAGGAGCCUUUGAAGCAGGCGGUCUUGGUAACUCCUGAAGGAAGAGAAACUUUUUCUAGUCCAUCUAUGGGGCAGCUGUUGAGAAUUUCUGAGAAGGAUCAAGAUCCUCUUUGUGGUGGAGCAGCAACGACUCAGGAUUCGGUGUCGUUUGAGGAGGUGGCUGUGUAUUUCACGGAGGACGAGUGGGCACUGCUAGAACCCAGCCAGAAAGCCUUAUAUGGAGAUGUUAUGCUGGAAAAUUCUAUGACUGUGGCCACUCUGGCUUACGGACAAGAGCAUGAGAACUACAAGGAGCAAAUGAUCAAGUCUGAAGAAGGCACGCUUAUAGAUCAAGAACCAUCACAAGGAAUUAAGAAAAGCCGUCAAGCGAGUGGAGGGAAGGAAUCUCCCGGAUACAAUGAAGUCCUUUAUCUCCCAAACCAGGAAGUUCACCCUCAAGAAGAAGAGGGGAAAUAUCUCAUAUGGGGCACAGGAGAAAAAGAGAACUCCAAUUUUACUAAAUAUUCUGCAACCGAGACUGAAGAGAAACAAUACGAAUAUCAAGAGGAUGGGCAAAGUAUCAGCUCUACCCCCUACCUUGCUUUACCUUGCCCAUCGUACACCCAAGAGACACCCGAUGCAUUUAUAAAUUGUGGGGGAAAUUUCAGUUUCAGCAGGCAUAUAAUUUCCCAUCCAGAGGGGAAACCAUCUGAGCGUCGAAUGGAUUUCAGUAAGAAACAGCUACUUAUUAUACCUCCAAAAAUUCCCCCACAGGAGAAACCCUAUAAAUGCCUUCGGUGUGAAAAGGUAUUCACUCAGAGAGGUAAUCUCAUCAUACAUGAACGGACCCACACAGGGGAGAAGCCAUAUAUAUGCCUGAUGUGUGGACGAGGAUUCAGUCAGAGUGGUCACCUUACAAGACAUCAGCGAUCCCACACGGGGGAGAAACCGUAUACCUGCCUGCAGUGUGGAAGGCAGUUCAGUGGGCGUUCAAACCUUGUGAAGCACGUAAGAAGCCACACUGAGGAGAAACCGUAUAUGUGUAUGGAGUGUGGAAAGAGUUUCCGUGACAACUGCGUCCUUAUUUGCCACAAGAGGAUCCACACAGGAGAAAAACCAUUCAAAUGUCUAGAAUGUGGGAAGAACUUCAGGCGAAAUUGUCACCUUGUGGAACAUAAAAGAAUCCAUACAGGAGAGAAACCCUACCGGUGUUUGGAGUGCGGGAAGAACUUCAGUCAGAAAAGCAACCUUUUGCAACAUAAACGGAUUCACACGGGGGAGAAGCCAUACACAUGCCUGGAAUGUGGGAAGAGUUUCAAUCAGAGCAGUCAAUUUGUUUGCCACAAAAGGAUCCAUACGGGGGAAAAGCCCUACCAGUGCAUGGAGUGUGGAAAAAGGUUCGGUCACAAUGGUAGCCUUUUGCAGCAUAAAAAAAUUCACACGGGAGAAAAUCCCUAUAACUGCACCGAGUGUGGGAAAUGCUUCAAUCAGAACUAUAAGCUUUUGCAACAUAAACGGAUUCACACGGGGGAGAAACCAUACGUGUGCAAGGACUGUGGGAAGAAUUUCAGUUGCAGCAGCGAUUUUAUUUGCCAUAAAAGGAUUCAUACAGGAGAGAAACCAUAUAAAUGUUCCGAGUGCGGAAAGGGUUUUAAUAAAAGCAGUCGACUUACAUCUCAUAGAAGAAAACACACAGGAGAGAAACCAUAUCAAUGCAUGGAGUGUGGAAAGAGGUUUUCCUAUAAGGAUGGCCUUACAAGACAUCAACGAACCCAUACUGGGGAGAAACCAUAUAUAUGCUUGAUAUGUGGAAAGAAAUUCAGUGGGCAUUCGGGUCUUAGAGCCCAUGUCAGAAUCCACACGGGGGAGAAACCCUACAGGUGCCUGGAAUGUGGAAAGAGCUUCUGUAAAUACAGUAAUUUCAUUUGCCAUAAAAGGAUCCACACAGGAGAAAAACCCUACAAAUGCCAGGAGUGUGGAAAAGGCUUCACUCAGAAUGCGAACCUUAUGAAACACAGAAGAAUUCACACGGGAGAGAAGCCGUACAAAUGCACAGACUGUGGGAAAAGCUUCAACCAGACAAAUCACCUUUCACAACAUGAAAGAAUCCACACCAGAGAAAAAUCAUAAGUUGGAAGCUUUCCGCUCAAGUCUUCUCUUUUGAAAAAAAAGGACCCUCAUGGGAAAAUUAGAAAUUUGUGUACUGCAGAGUAGUGUUCAGUUGGAUGAGUAACAUUAUCAGACCUAAAGGAAUCCACAUGGGAGAACAAUAAAACGCCCCGUGUGAGAAAAUAUUCAAAUGGCCCUUGGAAUUUAUGCCCUUAUUUUCCCAGAUCUUAACUUGGGAGAAAUACCUCAAACUCUGAAUACCAGGACUGACGCCAAACCCACAAAAUGUGUGUCUGCAUGAGCUGCAUGGAUUAAAAAUGUUAUGGUAGUGAGAGGCUGACCAUUACACAAAUACCUCAAUGGACUCCAACCUUAAUAAAGGCAAAUACCCAUUU
This is a messenger RNA of Crotalus tigris (Tiger rattlesnake), 2966 nucleotides long. RefSeq names its product zinc finger protein 345-like. The coding region runs from base 109 to 2592 and encodes 827 amino acids. Gene Ontology annotation, biological process: regulation of DNA-templated transcription. The record is from RefSeq and is a predicted model, not a curated record. The transcript is spliced from 4 exons. Lineage: Eukaryota; Metazoa; Chordata; Lepidosauria; Squamata; Viperidae.